Sinocyclocheilus anshuiensis is the source of this 2530-nucleotide messenger RNA. RefSeq names its product zDHHC palmitoyltransferase 14 (gene zdhhc14). Gene Ontology annotation, biological process: protein targeting to membrane; peptidyl-L-cysteine S-palmitoylation. NCBI's taxonomy places the organism in Eukaryota, Metazoa, Chordata, Actinopteri, Cypriniformes, Cyprinidae. The coding region runs from base 799 to 2292 and encodes 497 amino acids. The record is from RefSeq and is a predicted model, not a curated record. Gene Ontology annotation, molecular function: protein-cysteine S-palmitoyltransferase activity. Gene Ontology annotation, cellular component: Golgi apparatus; endoplasmic reticulum. The transcript is spliced from 9 exons.
UCAGCUUGUUCUGUUUUGAGCACACCCAGAUAUGCUGUCUACAUAGAUAGCUCGCUAUGAUUUGAGACGGCGCCGCUGUUUAUAGGGUCAUCGUGUGCUGUGAGCUCAUGCAGUUCACUCGGUGAUCUACUCCAUCCACGUCCUGCGCACAGCGAGCCUCUCCUUCAUCAUCAUCAUCGAUAUAGAUGAUCAGACACCCUCCUCUGUCUGUUCGCUCUUGUAAUACUCAGAACUAGAUUUUCAGCUGCCGAUCGUGCUAUGAAGACCCUCUAGUGAACGGGAUUACGAGGACAUCGGAAGGACGUUUUUAGCGUUAUAUUCCAAAUGUUUGGAGUUGGUCUGGUUUCAACGCAGCGCUUCUGAACCGCAUUAACGGAGUUACAAGCUUUAAGACGCCCAGCAGACAAAGCGACAUUUCUGGGCAUGAUGUCCACAUGCCUCUGUGUCCUGGAGCGCAUCCUGUUGUGUAGAGGCUACAUGAUCUGCAAUGGAGUUAUCCAAACAAACAUGUAAACCAGACAACGCGGAGCGUAUUCCUUUCCCGUCGUAUCGGAUGCAAAUAUUAGCAUUUUUAAUGUAAUGCAAUUAAAACCUUGCAGAUUUCAAUAAAACAUGGAGAUAAGAAAAUGGUUCCUUGGUUACAGUUCCACGCUUUUCUUUGACUGGGUUGUGUAAUGCUUCCUCCAUCAGAUCAGAGAUGUUUCUGCAAGAUCCAACUGUCUCCUUAGUUCCUUGAGGACAUUUGAAUUCUGAUUCCCUUGUGUUGCUUUAAAGUUUUGUUUUAUUGCUGGCGGGUAAAUGACAGGCAACAUGCAUCUUGGGGUUGAGGAGCCCAUCCGAGAGUGCCAGUACAAUCAGAUCUGCACACAUAACUCCUCACCCAUGGGCACUCCACACACCAAGAAGAAGAAGAUCAAAAGGAAAUGGCAGGUUUUUCAAGGACGAAAUAAGUUUUACUGCAACGGGCGGAUCAUGAUGGCAAAGCAGACUGGGGUCUUCUAUCUUACCAUGGUUCUCAUUUUGGUGACCAGUGGCCUCUUCUUUGCCUUUGACUGCCCGUUCCUGGCAUCAAACCUGACCCCUGCCAUUCCGGCCAUCGGAGGAGUGCUGUUCAUCUUUGUGAUGGGAAUGCUGCUCCGGGCGAGCUUCAGCGACCCGGGCGUCCUGCCCAGGGCCACACCAGAGGAAGCAGCCGACAUCGAGAGGCAGAUAGAUACAACUAACGGCCCGAGUGGCCCAGGCUACAGACCACCACCCCGAACCAGAGAGGUGCUCAUUAACGGUCAAACAGUCAAGCUAAAAUACUGUUUCACCUGCAAGAUCUUCCGACCGCCGCGGGCCUCACACUGCAGCCUGUGUGACAACUGCGUGGAGAGAUUUGAUCAUCACUGCCCGUGGGUGGGCAACUGCGUGGGGAGGAGGAACUAUCGCUUCUUCUACCUGUUCAUCCUCUCACUCUCCUUCCUCACCAUCUUCAUCUUCGCCUUCGUCAUCACGCACGUAAUACUGAGAUCCAACAGGACUGGCUUUCUUAGUGCUCUCAAAGACAGCCCUGCUAGUGUUCUGGAAGUGGUGGUGUGCUUUUUCUCCGUCUGGUCCAUCGUGGGACUGUCAGGCUUCCAUACCUACCUGAUCAGCUCCAAUCAGACCACCAAUGAAGAUAUCAAAGGUUCAUGGUCAUCCAAACGAGGCAAAGGCAACUACAACCCCUACAGCUACGGAAACUUCAUCACCAACUUCUGCGCUGCACUGUGUGGACCUCUGCCACCGAGCUUGAUUGACAGAAGAGGUUUUGUCCAACCAGACACCCCGCAGCCUGCGGCCCAGACAAACGGCACCGGCGCCUGCCCCUCCAAUCAAGUCCAGAGUCACAUGUGUGCUCAAGACCAGUGCAUUCAGAGCACCAAAUUCGUUUUGCAGGCCGCCACCAACCCACUGCUCCACAGUCAGACAGUCAUUCUGGGCGGAGGCACACCCCUUCAGGCUAAGACCUCUCUGGGUGGCCCGUGCUCCACUCUGGGCCCCUCUCAGCCCUCGCUGCCCUCCUCUAUCCCAGGCCUCAGUUGUGGAGGAGAGCUGAUGGCCCUGCGAGACUCUGAGAUCCACUGUCACCAUCACCUACACCAUCAACAUUUCAUCAGUCCGGAGGAGACGCCCUCCCCACCCGCAGCCCUGCCCUGCGCCACCCACCUGGGUCACCACGUUCACCCAGCGCAGCUCUUUGACCCCGCCAGCCAGGACUCGCUCCAUGAAGACUCUGUGCGGGGUUUGGUGAAGCUGAGUUCAGUGUGAGCUGUUUUAAUGCCGUCCUGCUGAACUGGACCACAAGCCAUACGGUACUUUACACACACAUAACAGCCUCUACUGGACGUUUCUAAUAUGUAAUGGAGGCAGCCGCCCUGAACACUUGCCUGAGUACCAAGUGAGGACCAAAGCUAGUCUUCCAGCUCUAUUAUUACUCAACCAAGCUAUUUAUUUAUGGAAGCUUAUUUCCACCACUGAAUAAAAAUACAAAAAUGGUAACUGCAAC